This is a messenger RNA of Andrographis paniculata, 3232 nucleotides long. RefSeq names its product interactor of constitutive active ROPs 2, chloroplastic-like. The transcript is spliced from 3 exons. Bases 1295 to 3112 code for a protein of 605 amino acids. Lineage: Eukaryota; Viridiplantae; Streptophyta; Magnoliopsida; Lamiales; Acanthaceae. The record is from RefSeq and is a predicted model, not a curated record.
UUGACGGUUUUGUUUACGUUCCACAAUCGAAAUUUUGGUUUCUAUAUGUGUAUGAUAUGAGCUAUGGAUGUUGAUCGCAAAUCGUGUAUUUCUUUUUUAUGGAAAUUUGAGUUUUGGAAUUUACGAGUUAUUGUUUAGUUGAUUUUUUUUUAAAAAUAUGAGCCUGUGAGGUAUUGUGUUGCAUUCCUUUUCUGGAGUUUGUGGCGGAGAAGGAUUGUAGACUGUUGGUGAAAACAACAUGGCACUUGAAAUGUAAUCCCUGUGUAUGUUGCAUGUCGGUACGGCUGACAUGUUUCCUGGAAAAGAACUGACUGUUGAAUCCUAGAGCUAAGACCGAUGUUUUGGUGUUUAUCCAUUCUUAUUGAAAUUCAAACUUUUUUUCUGUUUCUCUUCGCUAUUUGCUGUCAUGUUUCAGUGAGAUUCUUUUUCACAUUAGCUGUCUGUAUUAUUUAUAUGUGGUUGCCAUAUAAAAGUUGUUCACUGCGGUGUGAUCUUCAAUUUUAUUUCCGUUGAGAGUUUUAUUGAGAAAUAAGUGCAAUGGCGUUUCAAGCAGAGAAAAAUUUUGAAUCCAGAAAUGCGUGUACGGUUUCAGAAAAUGGAUUCUGACAUCCUGAUAUUAUCUAGAUUCCAUUUAUAUUAUAAUUCGUACUUGCCAUUCUAAAAACGUAGAGCCAUCUUUACCUAUCUGGGAACAGAAUCCUUUUUUGGCAGCCAUAUUAACAGUAUGGGGAUAGAAAUAUAUGACUGACAGAAUCGCGGCUUUAAUGUACCGAAUAAAUGAGUGCCAAUUUUGAAAUAGGAUUCACACUCGAGCACUUCAUAAUUUUGCUGAAGAAUAGUGGGUUAUAUAUUAUCAUUUGCUAUUAUUCUGUUGUACCAAUAAUAUUAUCCUAAAACAGUGAAUGACCUAGAGUAAAGAGAAAGGGAAAAUUGAAACUUGGUAUUGUGGUUUGUAUAAUGAUAUUGUUUCUCCCCUGAUAGCUACCUCUUUUGUUUACCUUUUAUUGCUUUUUUUCUAUUCGUAUAUUUUUUUCUUCUGUUGUGGGUUUGGUUGGUAGAGUGGAGGUUGUUUCCUAUGGUUUUCCUUUGAAGGGAUGGUAUUGCUUCUUUCUUCUUCAAUUGAUUAUUGAUUAGAAGUUGGAUUUCGUUGCAGAAGUUCGAUUAGGCUGUUUUUAUAUAUUUAAACAAACAAACAAAAAAAUUCCUCGAGAAAUUCUAUUGCAGUCUUGUGGGUCAGGUGGGCCUUUCAAGGCAUCUACCUUGCUACAUCUUCAUCUCUCUGAUACAACAAAAUAUGCAGACCCCUAAACCCAGGCCUGGUUCUCUCAAUGUGCCACAGAAGCAAUCUCUCGCCACAACUAGAACUGCAAGGAAGCUCAAAACUCAUGGAUCAGAUUCUGAUUCAUCCCCAAAUCCAAUUAGCAAAACACCUAAAGACAGAAGUGCGAAAGUUGCUGAUCGGAGAUCACCACGAGUUCUGGCAGUCGAGAAGAAGAGAUCAAACAAAGUGUCUGAAUUGGACUCCCAGAUCAUCCACCUCCAAGAAGAAUUGAAGAAGGCAAAGCAGCAGCUGAGCUCAAACGAAUCAUGGAAGAGUGCUCAGCAGGAAGCAGAAGAUGCUAAGAAACAACUUGCAGUUGUAACUGCAGAACUCGAGGAGACUAAGAAAGAACUGAAGGAACUGUCCGAGUGCGAGGAUACUCGAGUCCAGGAGCUGCGCAAGAUAUCACAGGAUCGAGACAGGGCAUGGCAAUCAGAACUAGAGGCUGUUCAGAAGCAGCAUGAACUUGACUCUGCUGCUUUGGCUUCUGCCAUAAACGAGAUGCGUAAGCUUAAACUUCAGUUAGACAGGGCUUACCAAUCGGAAGCUUCACAAGCUAGGCACGCCGAGUCUGCCCAUGCUGAGAUACAAAGCUUGAGGCUCGAACUCACGGAAACUCUUGUGUUGGUUGAGAAAUUAAAGACACAGUUGAGUGAUAGCAGAGUAUCUGAAGCUCGAAGCAAUGAUGAAGUUACUAGAGUUCAUAUGCAACUAGAGAUAUUGAAAGCUGCCGGGAAAACACUGCAAGAAGAACGUGUUAAUGCCGUGGAAGCCUACAACACUUUACGACUAGAAUUGGAGCACUACAAGAAUAGAGUGAAGUCAUUACAGGAACUCAUCAGCAUCCUCCAAGCCAAUCGAGAUGACCACAAUAAGACGCUGAUCCUUCCUAUGGCCGAAGGUAAGAUUGGAGUAAAAACUGAUGAAUCUGAACAUUUGAAAACUCAAAUUAGCAGUAUGAAAAAUGAAGUCAGUGAACUGAGAGGUGCACUUGAAGCUGCCGAAAGAAGAUAUCAAGACGAGCAGAUUCAAAGCACCCUGAAGAUUGGUAAAUCCUAUGAACUAAUAGAGCAUGCAAAACUGGAAUCAUCCUAUAAAGCAGCUGAACUGGAGAAACAGCUAAAAGAAAGCAGGGAUGAAGUUGAGGAACUGAGGACAACUUUGAUUGAGAAAGAAAAGGAAUUACAAAGCAUGUCUUGCAAGAACAAUGGACUGAAUCUUGAACAUGAACUUGAUGCUUACCUAAAGAAGUCACUCUCAGAGCUCGAAGAUCUUAAGGCUCAUCUGCUAAGUACAAAGUUGCAGUUACAAACUGUGAUCGAAGAAAACAAGAUUCUGAAAUCUGAAAUCAAGAUGAGUGAAAAGGAAAGAAGCAAAGCAAAUGAAGAAGCACAUGCAUUAGCAGAGGCUGCCCGAGCUGCAGAACAUGAAGCCUCAAUAAAGCUUGGUUCUUUAACAGAGGAAGCAAAUCAAAGUUUCAGAAAAGCUGCACUGGCCACCGAGCAGCUCGAUGCAGCUCAGGCUGCUAACUUCGACAUGGAAGCUGAACUAAGGAGGUUGAAGGUGCAAUGUGAUCAAUGGAGGAAGGCUGCUGAAGCUGCCACAGCAAUGCUAUCUACGGAUGAUCACGGCAGGUAUAUAGACAAGACAGGAUCUUUCGACUACCACAGUAACGACACAAAGUUGAGCUAUUCGCAAUCUGAAGACACGGACGACGAGGAUUCGCCGAAGAAGAGAAAUGGAAACAUGCUGAAAAGGAUAGGAGUGCUGUGGAAGAAAGGGCAGAAGUAAACAGUUUGAAUUGCAACUCAUUAUAUUUGUGUGUGAGUGAGGUGUAUAGUUAUUUCAUGGCCAAUUUAUGAAUUUUCAACAUUUUGGUUUUCAAUAAUUCAAGAAUUAAUUCAAUGUUUU